GUUAUCCAGGCGUAAAUUUGCCUUACAGUUUAAUUAAGCCUUAACUUAAUACAAACAAUAGUAAAAAGUAACCCCUGCACUGAAGAAAGAUACCGAAGACAAUGACCACCUCACUUGCUCAGCAACUGAAGAAACUAGCUGUACCACAAACAACAGUUUUUCUUGAGGAUAAGGUUAAAGCCUCGCUACUUUUUGACCCAAGAGAAGCAUCUUCUUAUGAUAGGGAUACUAUCUUUGCAAUUGGUACGUAUAGUACUUUAUAUAAAUGUGUUUAUGGAUUUCAUGUUCAUGUUUACAAUGUGGACGAUAUAAUCGCUUGUAUUCUGCCCUACCACGAGACUCGCAUCUUUGUACGAGUAAUCCAGCUUCUUAACCUGAACGAUGCUGCCAGUCGUUGGCACUGGUUAAAGCCCUUGCAGAAACCAGGAAUUCCUCUCCCAAAGUUAACUCUACUCAACCACUGUUACAAAGAUCUCAGUUUUCUGAAAUUUGUCUGCAAUCUUGUUCCAGAAACUCUUAAGAUUCAUCAACUAAAGACUCAUCCAGCACACCAGACUGUUACAUCUUUUUACAUGUCGUCUGUUUUGGGGGCUCUAGAGUAUGCAGAUAAAGUGACUGAAGAAAUAGUAGCAGCAUUGCUUCCUUUUCUUCUGAAGGGACUGAAGAAUGGAGAUAAAGACUACUGUGCUGCCACCUACAUGAUACUGUGUCAGUUGAUGAGAAAAACUCAUCUAGCUUCAUCAUUGUGUGAGAAGUUGGUUGUUAAGAUUAGCAAGCGUCUGCAACCUGAAUUUACAACUCAAGGGAUUGUCUGUUUGCUAGUUAUCUUUCAGUACCAGAAUCUCCGGUGUUUCCCUCGUCUAGGAUUUCUGGCCUUGUGUUCAAAGGAUAUAAUUGGGAGCUUGGAGCACUUGUGUCACGAGUAUCACCUUGGGCCCAUACUUCAGCCAUUCUUCCAAAAGUUGGUCCCUGCAUCUUUGCUAGAAACUGCAAAAAGCGUGAAGAAACGCCGUUUACUGUCUUCUCUCAUAAAAACUGUAGAUCUGGAGGGUGAAGAAGUGGAAAGUACACCAGUUGUCCUUACCUCACCAGGAAAAUAUCCUGUUUGUUUUGACCAGGCUGUUGGAAAUUUUAUUCAAGAGGUUCCAACAAAAAAACGAGUUGUCGUUCAAAAAUUACUGAAUACUUUUUCAGGAUCCAAACAUAAGCUUCUUCCUGGUGGAAGUGCAAAUCUGUAUUUAGGCUUAAACCAUCCUAAUGAUAAUAUCAGGAUGUUAGCAGUGGAAACACUUGCAUGUGAACUUUCAGAGAAAAAUAAUAAGAAAUGUGAUCUGGAUGUAGAGUUUAUCAGUGAGAAUCUACGGUCUAGAUUAGCAGAUGAUAGUCCUGUAGUUGUUGCAAAGGUGUUAAAGUAUAGAAAGAUUUUGACUACCUACCUAACAGAUGAUGAUAUCACACCUAUAUUGAUGGAUAUAGUGAAGAAACGAGCAAAUAACAAUUAUAGAAAAUGGUGUCAAGUGAAGACGAAAGCUCUUGAACAUCUGUUUACUAAAAGUACCGGAUCAGAUACUCAACAAACCAAACUUUUCAUUGAUGUGUUACCGUUGUUAGUAGCAGUGAAUAAACAUGAAGUAAAUUUUGCAAGAAGCAUUUUGCAGUCCCCUCUUGCAUCAACACAUUCUCUGUUAACUGGCAUCUGGGAAGAAUGUAGAGAAGUGGUUUCUACAUUGGAAGAGAGCAAAGCAGGAGAUACUUUUGUAGACUUUAGUCAGACAGUUUUGAAACUUCUUGGUCAGAACAUAGAACAAUUGGAGACUUCACAUAAAGAAACAUUGAUUGAGUCUCUGCUAGAAGCUGUUGAUCGAGAAGAUGCUACCAUGAAAUUUCUCGUGUGUCAGCUACUCAGUCAUGUUUUUGUCUCACCGUUUCCUUUAAAUAACAAAGUAGACAUUGCAUACAAGAUUGUGAUUUCAUUUAGCAAUUGGCUGAAAGAGGAAAAGAUAUUCACAGAAGAACAAAUAGAAACGGAUGAACGAAAGGCAUUUGAACUAACCCUAAGAGCUCUGCGAAAGCGGAAGAUUCCAUUAUCAGCCAUUUUAAAAUGUCUUAGCUCUAUUAUCCAAGGUGUAGAAUGUGGACAACACUUGAAGGAACAUGCGUGGUUCGUACCGGGUUCCUCCAUCACCGAGAGUCUCUUACUUCAGUUAUUAUACUUGUUAACUGAAUUGGCUGGGUCGAAUAAAGGGGCCGUGCAGCAGAAGUCUCAAAAGCUUUUAAUGGACUUUUUCAAGUGUCAACUCAAUGAGCCAGAAGUACUCGGGAAGUUUAUGUCAUCGUUGUGGUGCCUUCAUCUUCUGUUGCUUCGUGAAGGUGUUCUUUUGAAAUCCGUUGUUCAAGUACGCUCCCUUUAUAUCUCUGCAACACUGUUUACUGCCAGUAAGAAGCAUGUUGAACACGCGCUUAAAGACUCGUCAACAGUGUUUCCCUGUCUUCUGGUGGCGUUGACUUCGCAGUUAGCACCUGUACGUCUAGCAGCUGCCUUGUGCCUGCAGAAGUUGGGAGAAUAUUGCAGUGAUACCAAUAGCACGCCCUAUGGGAGGCUUACACAACAUUUAGUAAAUCAUGCUGAAGAGAUUAUUGUUGAUUCACGCCAACUACCUAUUAUUUUGUCAAAGUGGUUAUCUCCAGCAUUGAAGGAGAACGACUCUUCAUCCAGACUGAGACCUUCCACCAGAAGUGCAGCAGCCACUCACUUGUCAACCGAGGCUGCGACUUUAAAAAUGCUCCUUGAGUUGGUGGUUGAUACCAAUACUCCUGCCCACAUCCAGCAUGGCCUACUUCAAGUACUCCAGUGUGUGAAUUCACAGGACUGUUUAGGUAAACUGUUACCUCUGCUCGACGUUACGCUGAAGCCGUACUUCGGUGACAAAGACCUGAUUUUAAAACAUUCUCAAUAUGCUAUUGUUGAGCACAUCCUUUCAAAAUUUACCUCAGAAAAUGCUGAGUUAUUUUGUAAAGAGAAGAGCCAAGCUCUAGAAUUACUAAAGAAAAUGCUUUCGUCAAGAAUUAGAGUGAACUAUGGAAUGGACUCACUACACUUAAUGGCUCUGAAUGUGUUAACAAAGGACUUUUUCCAAGCACUCGGAUCUUUCCUUGUUCAGCACGAGCUCUUAGACCUAGUCCUGGAUCUUUAUGUGGAUUCUAUUUCUACUCAUGAUGGAAAAGCUAUGGCCAAAGUUAUUAAAAAGAUGUGUUUUGAUGGUAAACUCCUGGUCAAAGUGCUUCAGCAGGUAGAGACCGGUGCCACGACAAAGACCGUCAGAGAAGUCAAGAAACAAAGGUAUUGA
Messenger RNA from Limulus polyphemus (Atlantic horseshoe crab), 3347 nucleotides. Its product is annotated as HEAT repeat-containing protein 1-like. The transcript is spliced from 21 exons. Bases 102 to 3347 code for a protein of 1081 amino acids. Lineage: Eukaryota; Metazoa; Arthropoda; Merostomata; Xiphosura; Limulidae. Gene Ontology annotation, molecular function: snoRNA binding. Gene Ontology annotation, cellular component: small-subunit processome; t-UTP complex; 90S preribosome. Gene Ontology annotation, biological process: positive regulation of transcription by RNA polymerase I; maturation of SSU-rRNA from tricistronic rRNA transcript (SSU-rRNA, 5.8S rRNA, LSU-rRNA). The record is from RefSeq and is a predicted model, not a curated record.